CGUAUCACAAAACAAAUUAAUCAUCUUUAUAGCUGUCUUCUAUAAGGAGCGCACACUUUUCCGAUGUUCAUUAAGUACAGGUAAUAGCCAUGGCGUUCUCUCAGCGUUUUCCCAAGAUCUUGCUACUCUUAACGUUAGGUAAGGUGACUUAAACUUAACCAUUAAAGUUUUAGAGUUGUAAAAGUUAUUUAUUAACUAAAUCAAAUAUGUUGGAGCUGACUAUGCUAGUAAAUUUUACUACGUACAAUCAAAACUCAUUAAAACGGACACCAAAAAUUUAGGCACAAGUUCAGUUGCCGCAUUUUAUGUAGGGCUGUGUCCAUUAUGGAAAUACGGACGGAUAAAUUAUGGUAAUAUUAAUAAGAUUGAGAGAAUUCUCCUAUAGCUCAAUAAUUGCGCGUAAUCUCUUUACAGCGUCUUGGAAAGAUGAGUUUGGAACUUACUAUAAAAGUAUUUAUGCCUUAUUACAAUCUUUCAAACUGUCUUUAUUUCACACUAUAUGCAUGUAAGGAAUUUACCCAAGUGUACGUACCGUAAGUCUAUUACUGUUAAGAAUUAACUGUAUUUAAGCAGUGUUACUGUCUCCGUGUAAGUGUUAUGCAGAGGUGUCUUCAUUAUGGAGAGAGGGACGAAUCAGAAAUACUGGUAUUUUUACGGACUAAGAGAAUUGUACUCGAAAUGAUUGUGAGGUGUCGAUAAUCAGUGUCAGAGAGGUCUUGGAAAGAUGAGUUUCCUACCGUACUAACAGUAUUAAUUUAUACAGCAAACUGUUGAAGUUCCCGUCACCUUAAUUUGUAGCGUUUGUUUCCUUUCCAAUUAAGAGCACCUGACGCGUGGGCUGCUACAGUAACGAAACAGCCUAACCGCACUUUAAGCCUUUUCGCCUCUAAUUAAAUAGAAAAAUAACUCAGUUCUAACUAUUCCUCUGAACAAUGGAUAAAAAUCUCAAGUCUACAACAUAUCUGUUGGUCAAUAAUUUACAAAGGGGAAUUUGGUUAUUCGUGUUGGAGUUGUGGACACCCUGAAAAGACGUAGUUUCACAAAACGACUAGACAGUUAUAGACAGACAGAACUACAAAAAUGCGCGUAAAUAAGAUCGGAAAAGUUUUCAACUUACAUUUGUAAUCUUGCUAUUACCCAAUUUACCAAAGAAGCUUUUUAUUCAAAUUUCAUCAUGAAUUCUUAAUGGUUUUCUAAACCUUAAGACAGUAAUUCUUAAUGGACACUCUUAAUUCAUUAAAAUGAUAUCACAGUGCGUUCUAGAGAGUAGGUACCCUGAAAGUACGGGUUCUAGUUUACGAAUUUUUCCUCUGGCUUAGGAACAUUUACUGCUUGCGGAAAAGAACUGAGUAACAAAAUUAACUCCAGGACCUUUAAUUCAUUUCAUCAUCAAAUGUUCAUGAAAUUUUCUUUAUUACUUUUAUUUGAGUUUACAAGUGUUUUCCAGACCGAUUCAGGUUGAUUACGUUAUCAAUGACAAUUGAAGUAUAACCAAGGGCACUCUAUCUUCAUCUUGGCCCAAGAUGUCAUUGAGUAGUAUUGUCAGAGGCAAAGUUAACUCCAAGACCUUAAAUUUCAUCAUCAAAUGUUCGUGAAAUUAAAGUUUCUUUAUUACUAUUAUUUAAAUUUCCAAGUGUUUUCCAGACGGAUUCAGGUUGAUUACGUUAUCUAUGACAAUUUAAGUUACAACCAAGCGCACUCUAUCUUCAUCUUUGCCCAAGAUAUCAUUGAGUAGUAUUGUCACCUAAGUCUUGAAAGCCGAUAUUCACAAUAACGGAUGAAAACCUAAUUUCCUUCUCUUGUAACGUUCUUAUUGAGGGCUUAGACAUUCCUUUACCUUUUUUAAAGAAAGUGUAUUGUAUUGACAAACAAUCUGAACAGUGGAUAGACUUUUUUCCUUGUUUCUUUACUAGGGUGAUAAAACAAGUAGUUGAAAUUGCCCUUCUGAGCUCACUCCCAAGAAUUUUAUGAGCAAGUUACCUAUAUAUCUUUACUAGUCUAUUUCCUGUUGGUAUUGGCAAAUACUCCUGCUAUACAUUCCCAAGUGAUCGAAUGAAAAGAUAGAGACACGACAGUCAAUAACGGCCGAGCAUAUCACCCACAAUCCAUUCGUCUCCUAAAUUUUUUUCUUUAACGAAGUGUCUUCUGAAAUGAUUUAUUUCAGGCCUCAUAAAAAGUUGAAUACCUUUGUAAUAAGUUGCUUUUGAAUAUCGGAGACCGUCAAGGAGCUGAUGUCAUUGAGGGCGUUACAAAACAAUAGUUCUGCUGAUGAGGUCAAGUUCCUUCUACAUUUGCACUUUUAACCAUUGAGCACAUUUAGUACAUUUCCAUGCAUGGUGGCCGUUUUCUCUGUGUACUUUAGCUCUUAAAAGAGCUGAAUCACUCCCUCAAGGAGCAACGAUAAAAGCUGAGGCGAAAUUUAUAUCCUGGAUGAGUGAUCCAGCACUUUUGGGCUUCAGAUUAUACAUUUUAAAGUGUGUUCAAAAGAACAGUUCAGUCAGAGCUAAUCCUUUGAUUGCAAACCAAUUUGUGUUCUAUUUAUUACACAGCUUUGCUUGUGGUAGUAUGUAUCGCCGAUGAAAUAAACAGAAAGCCGGACGAUGAUGAAACAAUCCGUUCAGACGAUGUUUCCGCCAGAGUGGAACGUCGUUCAGGUAAAAUCAAAGUUGUUCGUCUGAGCGACGACGACAGCGAUGAUGAUGACGAUGACGAUGAUGAUGACGAUGAUGACGACGAUGAUGACGACGAUGACGAUGACGACGAUGAUGACGAUGAUGAUUUUAGUGACGACAACGACGACUUGUUAUCGUUUGAACUGGAUGGAAUAGAAGAAAAAGAUGCAGACGGGAACGACGUGGGCAGACUGGAGAGACAUUCCGUGGACUCGUUCGACGACACUUUCUUUCAAUUGUCUCAAGUAAAAAGCGACUCCUCGUUUCAAGGCCUCUCGGCAGUUAAUGUCAACAUUUCUGCUUAUCUUGACGAUCCUAAGGCUAAUCUUGACGUCAUGGUUUAUCUGUUUCGUGAGGCUGGUAAGGUCAAGUUUGGCACUGAGGCAUUUAAUGUUCAAGCUGGAACAGUGAAGUUUAAUAUCCAGGUUUGUUAUUUUCAGUUGUUUUAGGUUUAACGUAAUAAAACCCAAGACAUUGUUCGCUUUAUGUAAUGUAAUCCGGAUUUCGGAAUCGCGAAAAUUUUCCCGAACCAGUUACUGGAAUCCCGAAUCCACACCGUGGAUUCCAGAAUGAAAGUCUUUCCUGGCCGACUUUACAUAGGGUGACAUAGUCAAUAUAAAUUGUUCUUAAAUGGUAGCACUAGCAUCAUGCAUGAAAAAAGUCCUUUGAAUCACGGUCUCAUAAACUCCUUUUCCCACAGACUAAACUAGUAACGUCGAAAUAAAUAAUUUCUUUUCGCACAGAUUAGCAACUGGAAUUUCUGCAAAGAAACCGACUGCAGUGAGGGAAAAGCAGGGGAAUACUUGGAUCUCAAAUUAAAAAUCAAGAGCAAGGGAACACCCGAAGAGGUGGAUGACGAAGACCGCAAGAAAGCCAAUAAAGACGCUAUUUGUCAGAGCAACGACAAGUCCGAUAACGAUGCAAAUGACGCAAACGACGACAGUGAUGAUUGUCCCACCAUAUACGACAUGGGAGGGAACUCUGAGAUGCUGCUCAACAAAGGGGUAAGUUAACGAAUCGGUGUCGCCCAAUGUAAGGUAAUCCGGAUUCCGGAUUACAAAGAAGGGUGAGAUUCGGCGACCGUUUGGAAGCCGGAAUUCGAGUUCCAUUGACAAGGUAUUUGAAAUCUAAUGCCUGGAACCUGGAGUCUACAGCUUGGAAUCAAGAAUCCAUACAAGACUGUCUUGGAUUCCCUUACCUAAGGCGAAAUCGUGAAAGAGCGGAAGAAAGCAGUACGAGUUGGUUUGUGCUUAAAACGGAGAAUGAGUUUAAGUUGUGUUAGUACCGAAAGAGACCUGUUUUUUCCUUUUUAAUACAAUCCUUUUCCUUCUUAGAUCAUGAAUGACGACGAGUACACUGCCAUGCCAACAGGAUUCCCUAAAAUGGAGAUUGAAGAUGGAGAAAUGAAGUUCAAGUUCCGCAUUCCUAAGUUCAACCAAAAUUCUUUGAUAGACCCGAUUGUAACACCUGGUAAAAGCUCAAGUUCUUCAGCAGUAAACGCAUUGUGGAUGCAAAUCAGUAUUAUUCUGUUGCUUCAGGUCGCCGCUCUAUAUUUAGCUUAUUGAGAACUAUUAGUCAUUAAACAGUUUUGAAUUUUUAGAGAAUCUCGAAAGGGUUCGAGAAAAAAAAGAAAUUCUAAUGUAUCGAUCCUGUUUCCAUACCUAAUUUAACAACAAUCCUGAUAUCACAUUUGAUAUGCGCAGUGUGUUACCUGAUUUAUCAGCAAAGUGAGUACGUUAUUAGUACGUUUUUAAAACUGUCUAAUUUCUAGCUUUGAAGCGCCGGGCCAGCCCGUACACUUCACACUACUGACAAAUUCGGGACACCUUUAAUUGAGAGAAAAACUUGAUAUUCUCUUCAAAGUGGUAGCUACUUGAAUGCUUAAACAGAUUCUAAAUGCAUAUUUCACAUCCAUUUAAAAAUGAUCUUGUAAGCGUGAAAUAAAAUAUAAGGUAGAAUAAAGCUCCAGUACAAGUGGGGGUGCAAUAACCUCCAGAUCGAUCGGAGGUCCGGGCUCGAGCAAUAGCAGGGAUCAUUGUCUAAUGUGUUCUUGGGCAAGUCAUUUCCCUCUCAUAGUGCCUCAUUAUCCUCAAUCCCUAUGUAUAUAGUGGUACAAGGGAACUGAAUUUGACUCCCUACCUCAUGACCCUUGGAAGUGGGGAAUCUAGAUGAGCAGAACACACUCCCCUCUUUUUCGACCAAAGCGAGGCUCGUAUAGUCGCGAAAAAUUCUUUACUUGGCGAACUCCUCCCUUAACCUCUUCAUCUGACACCGUAUAUAUGGUCUUAAGGCUCGCUCUGCUCAGAGACGAAAUCGAACAUAGAUGAUCGCGUUUCGCAAAAGGUUUUUAAGUUUUUCUCACAUUUUUCGGCCUUUGAGCCAGACAUUCGUUACAGAAAAGUUUUCAACAAAAACGAGCAGCAUUGCCAGUACGUUUCUCGUGCGACACUACUGCCAUAUCACCAUAUCACCCCAGGGAGUGGCAGCCAUAGACUGGUACUUUGCCCUUGUAAAAACCUCACUGUUCAGGCUUCCUUUCAAGGCGAGUGGACAUUUGUAAGCCACGGAUGUUAAAACAUGACAUGACCAUCGGAGGAUCGAGUGGCCUCCGCUAAUCCAGCUAAAGAAUAGUUCGUGCUCUGUGUGGAUAAUGUGCUAACAAGGUACAGUCGAACCCCGCUUUACGGACACCCGUUAUUACGGACACCUCGUUAUUAUGGACAGUUUUCCUUGCCCUUGGGAAAAGUGAGCCCUCCCAUUUUUCUAUAAAUUCAAUCCGCUUAAUACAGACACUUUCUAUGGCCCACCUCAGUGUCCGUUUUAACGGUUUUGACUGUAGUUUACAGUUGCUGUUCUUAUAUAUAUAUUUAAAAAAAGCGAUAAAAAAAGGGACCAUAGGGAAAGUCCAAAGGAAUGAAAAUUGUGAACGUGCGUUGGACCUUCGUUGAUACGUGUCCGGAAACCACGUUUUUCAGGGUCGUAGAAAGGUACAAUAUGGUCUACGCUUGGUCGUAGACGUGUUUAGAAUAUGGAUAAUCAAU
Messenger RNA from Porites lobata, 5713 nucleotides. Lineage: Eukaryota; Metazoa; Cnidaria; Anthozoa; Scleractinia; Poritidae. The record is from the annotation of a GenBank genome assembly.